AUGAAAAGUGAAAAAGACCAAACAUUUGUGCAAGCUUCUCAUCAUCAGAGAACUUGUACACCUGAUGCUGAUGCUGAUUGCUCCAGUUCAGCUUACCAAAUCAUAAGCUCUGUUCCGCUCCAGUUUAGCUUUUUCAGCCAUCUGCUCUAUACUGUGUUCAUUUUCAUCCUUCAAAGGUUUAUAACCGAAGACCGUGAACUCAAAAUCAAAAUCGAAGAGAUAACAUCUCCGACAUCGGUUAAUCUAGAUGAUGAUGAAGACUUUGCAAGAUAA
Messenger RNA from Vicia faba (fava bean), 273 nucleotides. The record is from the annotation of a GenBank genome assembly. Lineage: Eukaryota; Viridiplantae; Streptophyta; Magnoliopsida; Fabales; Fabaceae.